AUCCACAUCAGCAUCUAUUCCCUAAAAAAUCCACAUCAGCUUUGGCGGCUACACUUCUCACAUUGCAUUACUAACUAUUCUCUUUCUCUUCCAAAAGGAUUUCUCCUCUUCUUCCGAAACGGUUUCCACAUAAUUUUUUUCUUUCACACCCGGGUCUCUCCAUCUUUCCGAACGAGUCUCCUUUCUCCCUCUCCAACCAAAACGACGGCGCCUCCACUCUCCUUCUCCGGAAAACCGCUCACUUUUUCUGUUCCGAUUCAUUUCCAAAGAUUCGAUUCUGCACUCCUUUGAAGCUUUCUUAUUCCUCUUUAUGUAUUAUCGAUCGAUAGAUCGUUACACACUGUUUUAUGUAUUCUGAAUUUUUCUUAUUUUUCCUUCGAGUCAUCAAUUACAUCGUUUAAUUUGUGUUUUGGUUUAGGACUAACAAUUGUUCAUCAAUUAUUCCUCCUUUUCUGCUGUUUAUUUGUUCAGUUAUUUUGCUGUUCAAUUGGUUUAUUUGAUUGCUAUUGUUGUGAUUUGUUGAUGCUGAUUUAAUUGAUGAUUUGAAUGUGAUAAAUCUUCUUACUGAUGUGUUUUUGAUCGGUUGAAUUUUGCGGAAUGAACAGGUAUCUGGACCUGUCGUGGUGGCAGAUAGUAUGAAUGAGGUCGCUAUGUAUGAAUUGGUGCGUGUUGGUCGUGAUAAUCUCAUUGGUGAAAUUAUUCGUUUGGAAGGGGCUCCGAUGCUAUCUAAGGUUCUGCAUAAUUUCACACUAUGAUACAAAUCCAAGACGAAACGAUGAGAACUCCGGAAACAAAAACUCAGGUAAGCGUUCAAUCUUGAUUUUCGCUUCCGAUUCUCACUUCCUUUUACUUCUAUGAUGUAAUGCUUUCUAACUCCUCUGUUAAAUUCUUGAGUUAUUAUGAUAAGCAAUGUUGUAGUUUCAUCAUUUCACUAUACAGUCUUUUCAAUCAUGGGUUGAUUUCAUUAUAGUGUUUUAAGCUACGCUGUUAAUCUUCCUGGUGAGUUUCUGUAUUUCUUUGUUCUUUGUAUUUGUUGUUGGAUAUGGAUCUAUAGGAGUUGUGUGUUACAGCGGUUGAAGGUCUUAAUGAUUUGAAUUUUAUGUUUAAUCCAAGUGUUAUUCGUUAUAAGCUGUUUACAAUGUUAUUUGUCAUGAGGAUAAUCCUCAACUCAGAACAGACAUGGAACUGUUAAGGAUCACAAAAGAAAUUGAGAAGGAGAACUACUGCAUUUUGGAAUCUCAAAUUCAAAUGCUCUUAGGUCGUAUCAGAAUCCAGAGUGUCCUCAAUUUGCAGAGGAGAAAAUCUUCUGCAUUGGUGCCCACAAUAAACAGCAUGUUUUGAAAUGGGAGAAUAGUAUGGCAUGGCAUGGAAAACUCACUCUUACUGAUAAAGCAAUCUAUUUUGAGGAUUACGAAUCGAAAAGAGAUUAUAUCAUCAAGUUGCUUGCAGGGGUGGGUUUUAAAAUACAGUUGAGCAACUAUAAUUAUUUUGAGGGAGUUCUUUACUGCAACCCACACUUUGAUCAACUAUUCAAGAGAAUUGGAAGCCUUGAAAAGAGCUUUGAAGGGACACCAAAAAUUGCAAAACCAAAAAGGAGUAGUAAUAAUGAGGUCCAUGUUGCUGCACGGCCAAUUCUUAGUCCCAUUGAUCUUCCUUUACGGGAAAUUAGAACACGUGAAUAUCAAGUUUUUGAUCAACAGGGAGAUUCUAUAGAGGUUCUAAGAAGGCUACUAUAUCAAAGGCUAGGAGAUAACUACUCAAUUUACUCAAUCUACAAGAUGGGACAUCUUGCAAAGGAUUUCAAAAUUGGAGAUCCAAAAGGACGUCCAAGAAUGAUAGGUGUUGUGGUUUCACUUAUGAAACUAAAUUCUACUAUUGAUGAUGGAAGGACGUGGUGAUGUUUUGUUUAAGAGAUGUGAGUUGAAAGUCGUGACGAGUGAAUGGGGACAACCUGAUUCGGUGUUUGCGGAUUUGGCUGAGUCGGUAUCAGUUGAGACUGAAGAAGACAUGGAUUUGUCUAUAUUAACAAGUGUGGAAUUGAAAAAGCUCUUUCAAGGAAAUAAGAUAUUCCCUCAGCAAGGGGCUCGAAUUGUUGGGAUAAAGUAAGAAGAUACUCGCCAACACUGGUCACAUAGGACUGUGGAUUUGCACUGAAGGUACAUGCAAGAUGGAAAUGCAGUGGCUGUUCCUAUGGCUCUAGGCCUUGAAUACACAUCAGGUUUAGCUAUCCAAGAUUGAAGAAGACAAGGAUUUGUCUGUAUUAACAAGUGUGGAAUUGAAAAAGCUCUUUCAAGGAAAGAAGCAAUACCGCUUUCGGUGUCAAUGCGGUAAUUCUCUUCCUGGAAAUGGUUUUCAAACUGAACGUGGUUAAGUUUUUGAUAUCGGGGAGCAUUUUAUCGGCAAGAGAGUUUUACUGGAAGAGACCUCGGCGUGCUUGCUGCUUCAUUGCAGAAGAAGGUUAGUGGAAGCUUGCGUGUUCUUGAUGCUCUUUGUGGAUGUGGGAUCCGGUCGCUUCGGUACUUGAAGGAAGCCGAAGCGGAUUUUGUUGCUACUAAUGAUGGGAAUGAGUGCUAUGGGAGUACCAUUUGCUAGGCGUCAUUCUUAGUAGACUUGGUCUUAACCUGUUGAGACUACUUGUGCAGAAUAGGAUUGCUGAAUUCCAUACCGAGUUUCAGCCACUACUCUAGAGAAUCCUUGUAUUAAGCAUGCCGUGGAGUUGGAGCAAUCCUUUAUGGAAGGGGAUUACAACCGUGUCUUGAGUGCUCGGCAGACAGUGCCUCCUUUUGUCAAGGAUAUGCAAGAACCCUCAAUAAAUUUUAAUAUUCAACCACCUUUGAAUAAAAUCAAUGACAAAUAUAUAAAAACUUCCCUUAUUACAA
Molecule: messenger RNA, 2879 nt
Organism: Vicia villosa (hairy vetch)
Lineage: Eukaryota; Viridiplantae; Streptophyta; Magnoliopsida; Fabales; Fabaceae
Exons: 12
Coding region: 1356-1898 (180 amino acids)
Biological process (GO): actin filament bundle assembly
Cellular component (GO): actin cytoskeleton; plasma membrane
Molecular function (GO): actin filament binding
Source: RefSeq, a predicted model, not a curated record